AUGCAUACUAAUUCAGUUCAAGUUAACCGUGUCAGCACUUCUGGUUCCUCCUCUCCCUCAUCUGUACCCCCGAUUUGUCAGACUGUUACUUCUGCAGCACUGGGCACUUCGAAGUUCACUUACAGAAGGUCUGUGUUAGCUGGGACCAUCCGACCACAAGACAUGAUAGAGCUUUGUUCAAUUUUGCUGGCAGUAUCAGAAGCUGCUAAGGUUCUUGUAGACAAAAAUGGUUCCAUCAAUGUACAAAUUGAGAGAGAAAACCAGACAGGCAGUUUCUGUGCUGCCCAAUAUGAGAAGUACUGCCAAGAAGCACCUGAGGUCCAGAAAGCUGUGCCAAAUGACGAUUUGAAUGGAAAUCAAGUUGAUAUAAUUGGCAAAGACGAUUCCAGAUCUGGUGGUGAUGAUGUGCAGAAUGGAAGUCCAAUGUCUCCUAAAACGCUCGCAUUGAUUUGUGGUGAGAAAGAUAAGUUGUUCACACCAGAUGCUUGCUCAGACCGGAUUUGGAACCAUGGCUGCAACACAGAUGUCAAUGCAGAGCAGGAAAGGCUUGUGUUGGCAAAGUUCAGGGAUUUCCCUAAUAGGAUCAUCACUCGUGGAAUCAUAAAAGUGUUGGUGAAUGGAGUUCCUGUUGAUUACUUCACUGCUGGGAGGGGUUUAAGACAGGGAUGCCCUUGUCUCCUCUCCUCUUCAGCUUAG
Molecule: messenger RNA, 696 nt
Organism: Cornus florida
Lineage: Eukaryota; Viridiplantae; Streptophyta; Magnoliopsida; Cornales; Cornaceae
Product: protein tesmin/TSO1-like CXC 5
Exons: 5
Coding region: 1-696 (231 amino acids)
Source: RefSeq, a predicted model, not a curated record